UAGUUUAGUAAUAUUCAUAUUGGUAAGAUAUAUUCAUAUUGGUAGGGUAAUAUUCAUAUUGGUAAUAAUUGUAUUAAGGCAUGAGUCCAAAAAAGGGAAAUGUUAAUAGGUUUUUUUUAAAAAAAACAGAAUACUUGAAGUUUUCCAACUAGAUUUCCUUUACACUACAUUAUUGCACAUACCUAAUUCUACUUCAACAAUAAUAUUGUAAUUAUAUGCCUUUUUUUUGUAUUUGUCUUAAGUAUUUGAAAGUAGAAGAAUGGGGCAAAAAUAUAUUCGCAAACGUCUUGGAUUCUUGCAAUGAAUGACAGUCAAACACAUUUAUUUUUACUAUGUACAAAUGUGGUAGUUUAAAAUAGUACUUUAUUCACUCGGCUGAAAUGACACACAGUCUAUGUAUAGAUAAUGGUUUUGACCUAGCAAGCUAUACUGAUCUUACAAAAAUGCUUCAGAGUUUUCUUACUCUGAACAAGUCAUUAUGAAAAUCAAACCAGUUUGGAAUUUUCCCACUGCUUCUCCUUUAUCUCCUUCACAUCCUUUUAAAAACUUCUGAAGAUGAGAAGAAAAUCUUCUUGCAAGAUCUAAAGUACUGAUUGCUAUCCCUGGAUUAAUACUAUAAGAAUUAAAGAAAAGGUAAGUGUGGUGUUGUUCAGAUUGCUUUUUUCUUCUGUGCUGAAAUAUUAUUAGACCUCAUUGUAACAGAUAAAGCUUAUUCAACUUACACUAGAGAAGCUUGAUACCCUUUAAUUUUAAUAGGACUCAAGUGCGAUUUUUAUUAUGGCUGAUAUAAUUAACUGAACUGAGUACAAUUCUAAAUCAACUUAAUAAAUAAAGAGGCAUGAACAAGUUAAAAUUAGUUCUAUUUCUCUAUUUCAUGACAUAUUAAGAAUUGUUCUAAUUCCACAUGUUGCAAGUAUUUUUGCAGGAAAGAAGCAUGUUGAUAGAAUGAGAGGAUGGGGAACAUUUUAAAUGUUUUUGCAUGCAAUUCAAUAUAUUCAAAUAAUGUUCCAUAAACUGGGAAAUAGUGCUUUUUAAAAAUUACCAUUAAAAAUACAAGUCAUUUGAAAUUGCCAAUGUCUUAUUAACACUAAAUUCAGUCUUAUAUUUUGCCCACUGAAAUAUUAUCUGGGAACGAGGUAAUAUUUUUAAAAAUACUGCUUUCAGCAGUAAAGGGUGCUUUCCAUGUAACUCCCCUUCAUUCUCAUCAUCCAAAAAACUAAUAAUCUUUUAAAAUCAUUACAUGGAUUAAUUCCCCAUACAUACUUACAUAUUUCUUAACUAGAAGUAUAAGAAUUUCCAUAUGCUUUCUCUUCAUUUUGGGAUGUCUGGGAAAACUGAGUGGCAGAUGCUGCUAAUGCUGCUACUUCUGUUACCAAUGGCAUUCAGACUGACAGCUCUUCGUGCCAAACUAACAACUGUACUUCAUAGCUCAGGAAUAAGACACUGGCAGCAGCAACAGUCACCCCCCCCCAACUCCACAGAGACAACAGCAGCCACCCAACCUACUACCCCAGCACUAUCAAGCAGCUCUCCAGGGUCUACAGCUAAACUACAAGGAACAACGUUAGGAACCACGGGGGAACACGUGUGUAGGGGUGUGUGUGUCUCUCUCUCUCUUGACUUUGAGUCCUGGGUCCAAAUCUUGUUGUUCCCUUCAAUCAGCUUGAAAGCGAUCACCAUGGAAGUGCUUACAAAACUGCCUGCUGAACAGAUAAUUAUUCAAAAAGAGAAUGCUGGAAAAAGCAACAGCCAAAUGAUCAAGUAUCAUCCUCAAGAGCCAUCAGUUUCCUCAGCCAAGGAAUCAAAAUAUGUGGAGAUUUACGAUUUUCCUGGAGGGAGUGGAGAGAGUCCCCAGACUCUAAAACUGAAUCUAGCACAGAAUGGAAGUAAAGUGGCUUUUAUCAGAUCUAAAAAUGGACCAUGCGGGAUCAGUGAGGUUAACAGAUUGGCUAACAAAAUCUUGGCAGACAAAUCUGCGAAUCAAGAAUCCCUGGAUUAUACAUCUAAAAUGGAAGGCACUCCUUCCCCCAUGGGGAUGAAAGCUGAUGAGGUUGGGGAAAGGAUCACUGGCAUCAGCUCAGAAGGGUCUGAGAACACUCUGUCCCCUAGUAUCUCCAACGUUCAGCUUUACACACAUGGCUGCCCAGAAUCAUCUUCAUCAUCUUGUCCUUCACCAAUACAAAAGACAGGGAGUUUUCCAAACAUGGAUGACUUAGAAAGAGGGGGGAAAACCUCUUCCUCAUUUGGGUAUGACAGCGAUGAAGAUGAAACAGACUGCAAAGAAAUCUGUCUGAGCAAUGAGAGAGGAAGAUGCAGACAUGCUUCACAGCUGUUGCAGUCACAACCUACCUAUACCAGUGAAAACAACAAUAGUAAUAAUGAUGAAGCACAUUAUAUUACUACCCAUGAAAUCCAGCUUAGUGAAGUAGACCAUGACAUGGAUUUUGACUAUGGAUUAGCUUCUCGGUGGGACUUUGAGGACAACAAUGUAAUUUAUUCCUUUGUGGAUUAUGCUUCCUUUGGGAGCGAAGAGACUCUUGCAGACACACAAACAGAAGAGGAUAAUAGCUGUUAUCUCAGCACAACCACCAGUGAUCCUAAUAAUCAGACAGACAGUAUUGAUAAUACCAGCAGUACAGAGAUAGUCAGCAUUAAUUCUGAAAAUGAUACUCCAAGCACAGACAAAUGCGCCAGCUCGGAAGAAAGUCAGUCCAAGAACCUCUGCAACAUGAGUGAGAAUUCUGCAGGCCAGAUACUCCUAUCAAUCAAACCAACUUCCAGGGCUAUAAAUGAGCCUAGCAACCAGCACGGAAAGCAAAACAUUAUUUAUGCUGCCAAGCAUGAAGGCGACAUGAGCCUCUGUGUCUCCACAGCUCAUGAACGAAAUUCAAGUUUCAAACAAGAUGUGUUUCAUGACUAUGCAAAAAAAUUUACUGCAGUUCCUGCACGCUUGCAAACAAGGUGCGGAGCCAUAAAAGCAAGAGAACUGGGUGGAUAUUCAAGUGGUGCCUCCAGUGUGGUAAGUGAGUUGGAUGAUGCAGAUAAAGAAGUAAGAAGCCUGACAGCAAGGGCAUUUCGGAGCUUAGCUUAUCCCUACUUUGAUACCCUGAACUUGAGCUCCAGUGAGUCUUCCACAUCUCUUUCAGAUCACAAUCUAGGAAUCAACCGGUGGUCAACUUACUUGGAUUUAAAGUGCAACAGCCUUGGACAGAAAGCAGAGCAGAAUCUUUUCAAAAGUAGCGCUGCAUCUGCUGGAUGGAAAAGAAGCUCUGGGACUAAGACAUCCAGUGACCAUUUCUACAUUCACUCCAAUAAGUCACAGACUAAAGCAUUGGAAUUUGUUGUCAGUAAACUUGAUGGGGAAAUAACGCAUGUUGAAACACCACCUUGCUUUGAAAAACAAGUCCAGUCAGGCUCCCGAGUUGUUACUUUGCUGGAGACUUUGAAUUUCAGCAGCAAUAUUAAUGCGGGUGUCCCCAGACCUGCUAAACCUUCUGAAAAUGCUGCUGUUGGAUCAAGUUGCACAGAUGAAGUUACAGAAACACUGCCAAAGGAGCAGGGCAAUGAAAUCUGCAAACAAACCGGAGUGGUUGCAGAAACCAUGGAAGGAACGCAGAAGUCAAAAUUUGCAUCUAGCCUCCUCAAAAAUGUUAUUUCAAAGAAAAUGCAACGGGAACAUGAGUUCAAAAUGGAAAGGGGAGAGAUCACAGACACCACAUACUCUGGUAUGUCAAAUUCCUCAUCUUCUAAAGAGGUAGAUAGCACUGCCAAAGAGAAGUUAAAGAAUGGGGGGUUGCAAAGACAAAAUUCAAGAUAUUCAGAAGGCAGCUCUGAUUGCACUAUUGUAACAGCGGAUGAUUUGGGGGAGUUUUUUGACAGCAAGUCUCCAACCUCCAAGCCCUCUACUCCCCGCGAGGCCACUAUUAGCUUAAAUCGAAGCCUUUCAGAAUCAUUUUUAGAAGAAGCAUGUAAAAUAAAACGAAGUGCCUCUGAAACACUCAAGGCAACUUUCCUCCGUAGCCAGAACAGUGCAUUUAGAAUGUGGAAAGAAAAAGAAGCAGAGAAAAAAGAGGAAAAAGUUCCUGUGGGAAAACUGAAAAUUGGAUCUAAAGGUAACUGGAAGGCUGAUAUGGGAGAAAUCACAGCUAACAAAGCAACUAAAAUGUCUCAUCUUUUUGUCCCAAAUAUUCAACAAACAACCAAAGAUAAUACUAAUUUGCAUGUAACAAAAUACUCCUUAGCAACUACUCCAGCAGCUCAGACUGCUAUUGCCACCACAAUGAUAAAGCCCAAACCUCCAGAGAUCAAGAUAAGCUUGGGAAGUGUGGAGCAGAACAAAGAUAAUUCUUUCAAUAUUGCUAAGCUUCUCACCCCCAAGAUAGCUGGAAAUGCCCCCAAUUUUUUCAAGACAGCUGUUGAUACCAGAUGUCAACAGCAAAAGCAAAUAAAAGGGGAGACUAUGGACAAACUGCCUCAAUUUCAGGUACGUGAUGUAAGAGAAAAUAAGUCUAAAGUCCAAGGGCCUAUACAUCAGGUGAGAGAUGUCAGGAAAUUAAUCAAGAGUAGUUAUGGUCUUGAGUCAGGGGAUAGCCACAGUGACAGAGGUAGUGUUAACUCUGAUCAGGGAACCUUUGACCAGAAAGCCAAACAGCUGAUGUCAACAGGCAUUCCCAGGUCUCUGUCUCCCAUGGUGAUAACUUGUCAGGCAGUAAGUAACAGUAAAGAAGACAAGAAGCCCAACAGAUCUUCUGAGGUGGGGGCCAAAGUAAGUAAUGGAGGCAAGAUGCUCCCUUCCAACCAAGAAGGAACCAUCUUGGUGCACAGGACCUCAGGAAGGCUGCCAGUAGCCACCAUUGCUCCCAACAAAAGUGACCCUCGCCAGCCUGCUGUACUGAAGAUAGUCUCCAAAACAUCUGUGCCCUGGAGGCAGCAGUCACACCCACCACCACAGCAGUCAGUGACAACUGAGAAAAGCAGUAAGGUGGGACCACUGGUGGUGGAUGGAGAAGAACAACUUCCCAAAGAAGAGGUGACCAAGGCAUCUGUCUCAGCAAACCAUCAGGCACUGCAAAAACUCACAGCAGCAGUCCGGAGCAUGGAAGAGCUGUACAGUUUCAGUAAAAAUGAGUGGAAACGGAAGAGUGACCCGUUACCGAUAACUGACAGCCAUGUCCUGUCCCUCAUUGCCAGCGAGGAGCGGACCAUGGGAGGCAUGAACAGUGCUACAGAAGAAUCAAUGACAGCUGCCAAGGCUGAGGACCAGGAAGCAGCUCGGAUGGUGGGCUUAACAACUUCUCCCAACAGAUCCGCCCCAGAGCACCAACCUCGGGGCAGGUUCAGCAACCCAACCAAGAGCGCGGAGAAGGUCUCAGCCAAGACAGCGGCCUUUGAGAGCCUGGCCCUGGCCCGAGAGCGGACACGUGGUUCAGGCAUCUACGGGGAAUCUGCCGCCGGGCCUGCUGAGAGGGGCAGAAUCCCUGCGGUCCCCCGCGCCACCUUCACCUUCAGCGCUCAGGCCCAGAAGGCCAAGCAUCAACCUCCGGCGCCUUCGCCGCCUUCCCCUCCUCGAGGCCUCAAAGGCCAGGCCAGGCCUCGGGCCAUCAAGCUCUUUGGCGGCCGGCAGGGGAGCCUGGUGGAGCCCGACAAGGACCGCAAGCCCACCGUCCCCGACUGCGGGAACUACCUGGCCAUCUCUCUCAAGGAGUCGGCCGCAGAGCAACCUGGAUCGGUCGGCGCAGGCGCAGGAGCAGCGGUCAGCCGCGCCGGCCUCGUCGCGGCCGCCUCGCCCGCUGCCGCCCAGCCUCUCAGCCUGGGCCGGUCCCUGGCAGGCUCCAGC
This is a messenger RNA of Python bivittatus (Burmese python), 5836 nucleotides long. The record is from RefSeq and is a predicted model, not a curated record. NCBI's taxonomy places the organism in Eukaryota, Metazoa, Chordata, Lepidosauria, Squamata, Pythonidae.